Setaria italica (foxtail millet) is the source of this 1789-nucleotide messenger RNA. RefSeq names its product (S)-beta-bisabolene synthase. The transcript has 7 exons. Gene Ontology annotation, molecular function: magnesium ion binding; terpene synthase activity. The record is from RefSeq and is a predicted model, not a curated record. Gene Ontology annotation, biological process: diterpenoid biosynthetic process. Bases 1 to 1683 code for a protein of 560 amino acids. Lineage: Eukaryota; Viridiplantae; Streptophyta; Magnoliopsida; Poales; Poaceae.
AUGGCUGCAAGAAAGGCUAUUGGUGCUAACAAGGAGACCUGCGGCGCCUUUGAACCUUGUUUAUGGGGCGACUUCUUUGUGAAUUACACUCCUACCUCAUCACAGCUCUUUAGUUAUAUUGUAUUGCAUAACAAGCAGAGGUCGGAGGAGUGGAUGAGAGAGAGGAGUGAGCAACUCAAAGGGGAAGUGUGCCGGAAGUUUGAGGUUGGAAAAGCCAUGAGCGUGGCCGACACGGUGAGGUUGGUGGACACGCUCGAACGCCUUGGUAUAGAGAACCAUUUCGUCAAGGAGGUUGAGAAGGCCUUGGAGGGUGUCCACGAUGAGGAGCUGGACUUUGGCAGCUCCAAUGACUUGCAUGUUGUUGCCCUCCGGUUUCGUCUUCUUAGGCAACAUGGCUUUUGGGUAUCCGCAGAUGUAUUCGACAAAUUCAGAGAUGACACCGGUAGUUUCAACGUAAAUCUAAGCAAUGACCCGAGGGGCCUGCUUAGCUUGUACAAUGCUGCUCACAUGGCGGUACCUGGUGAGACGAUCUUAGAUGAUGCUAUCGCCUUCACUAGGCGCCAUCUUGAGGCUGCAAAAGGCAAGCUUACAUCUCCUAUAAAGGAACAAGUUUCCCGUGCCCUAGAGAUUCCGCUCCCUCGUUUUAUGCGGCAACUAGAGACCAUGCAUUAUCUUACUGAGUAUGAGAAAGAAGAGCCACACGACAUCAUGAUGCUAGAGCUCGCAAAGAUUAACCUCAACCUUCUUAGGAGUGUCCACCUCAAGGAGCUGAAGGACCUCUCACUAUGGUGGAGGGAUCUCUACGACAGUGUGAAGCUAACCUACUGUCGGGACCGCAUCGUGGAGUCUUACUUCUACAGCUUUGGAGUGUUCCAUGGGGAGGAAAGCUCUGCUGCGCGGAUCAUACUUACCAAGGUGUUUGGGUUGUUGGUCCUGAUUGAUGACACAUUUGAUGUGCGCGCCACCUUUGAGGAGUCCCAAAUGUUAGAUGAUGCCUUGCAAAGAUGGGAUGAGAGCACUGUUUCGCUUCUACCACAAUACCUACGCAUGUUCUACAUCAAAACAUUGAGUAACUUCAAUGAAAUUGAGGAUACUUUGGAACCGCACGAGAAGUACCGCAUGGAUUAUGUCAAAAAAGAGUACAAAUUGCAAUCAAAAAAUUCCAUCCAACAGGCUAAAUGGUUCAAUGAAAACUGCACGCCCAGCUUCAAAGAACAUCUAGACGUGUCACUUAUGGCGACGGGUUUGCCGUUGCUGUUCUUCACAGCUCUGAUGAGUGCAGGCCAAGUGAUAAGCAAUGAGGCAUUCGAGUGGGCACUUGACAUGCCUGACAUGUUUUAUGCCAAUAUAGAAGUGGGUCGCUUCCUCAAUGACAUCGCUUCUUACAAGCAAGGGAAGUGCGAGAAGGAUGUGGCCAGCACUGUGGAGUGCUACAUGAGGGAAUACGGCACGACUGGGGAAGAGGCGGUGGCAGCGAUCACCGGGAUGGUGGAACAUGCGUGGAGGAGGAUAAACAAAGCUUGCAUAGAGGUGAAACCUGCAGUAGAGCCGGUAGUGCGAUGUUUGUUGAACACGACGAGGGUGCUAGAGGCCUACUACCUUCAUGGCAGGGACGGCCUCACCUAUGGCCGUGACCUCAAGGAGCUCAUCACCUUCCUCUUCCUGAAGGAUGUCCAUGUCUAAGUUUGUUAUUUGCAUCAGUACGACAUAUAAUGUACUGCAUAUAUGCAAUUGUUAAAUGUGAUGCUUGUGUCGAGAAUAAUAAAAACAAUGGUGCCAACCUAGCUAA